AUGUUCUUCAAGGCCAUCGACAUGCAGAACGAGGGCGACGCCCUGGCGAAGGAGGGCCGAACGAAGCUCUCGCUGAAGCAGGUCGAGGACGACCUGUCGACGCAGACGUUCUUCAAGCUGCAGAAGAACCGGCACUUCGUGGCCCUGUCGCUGGUGGAGGCCGAGCACCUCCGGGCCGUGAUGCACCUGUCGGAGCCGGGGGCCUUCAGGCAGACCGGGCUGGCGAUCAGGGCGCUGGGCAACCUGGAGUCUGUGCUCGCCGACUCGCUGAUCGACGAGUGCGGCCCCGCGACGUCCUCGGCGGGGGGCGUGAAGUACCAGCUGAGCACCGCGGAGCAGCUCCUGAGGCUCGUGAACUGUGCCGAGGGCUUCCAGGGCAGGGAGCUGCGCAUCCUCAUGCGGACGAUGCAGCACACCCAGGUGCCGGAGCGGCUGCCUUGGUUCCUGGACAUCCGCUCGUGCCGCCGCCGCGCGCAGCGCCCCUACCAGCAGCUCCCGAUCGCGGCCCUCUUCCUGAAGGAGCGGACAAGCUCGACGACCUGGCAGUCCACGCCUUCGUUUCCCGGCUGA
Molecule: messenger RNA, 570 nt
Organism: Prorocentrum cordatum
Lineage: Eukaryota; Dinophyceae; Prorocentrales; Prorocentraceae
Source: the annotation of a GenBank genome assembly